Messenger RNA from Xenopus laevis (African clawed frog), 1569 nucleotides. Its product is annotated as E3 ubiquitin/ISG15 ligase TRIM25. The transcript has a single exon. The record is from RefSeq and is a predicted model, not a curated record. NCBI's taxonomy places the organism in Eukaryota, Metazoa, Chordata, Amphibia, Anura, Pipidae. Bases 1 to 1569 code for a protein of 522 amino acids.
AUGGAGUCUGUUGACCUGAGAGAGGAGCUGAACUGCCCAAUCUGCCUGGGCACUUACACAGACCCUGUAAUGCUGAGCUGUGGCCAUAACUUCUGCCAGGCCUGCAUUGGGCGAGCUUUUGAUCAGUCGGAAAUGUACCGGUGUCCUGAAUGCAGAGCAUUCUUUGCAGAGCGCCCUGUGCUGCAGAGAAAUCUGAAGCUGUGCAGCAUAGUGGAACGUUUUCUUGCUGCCCAAUCAGCACCGGAGGAGGACGUGUUAUGCACUUACUGCGAGUCCGAUGUACCGGCGGCCAAAACGUGUCUCCACUGCGAUGCCUCCUUGUGCAGCAACCACCUCAGGAGACAUAGCAAGUCAGAAGAACACAUCUUGACCAAACCCACCACUUCCUUGGAAAACAGAAGAUGUUCCAUCCAUAAGAAGGUUCUAGAGUAUUACUGUAGAAACGAUGAUUCCUGUAUCUGUGUGUCUUGCUGUCUGGCUGGAGAGCACAGUGGACACCAGAAGGAAGCAUUAAACGUGGCCUUUGGGAAGAAGAAGGGGGACCUGAAACAUAUUUUGGAGGGACUGUAUUCAGAAAGAGAAGAGACAAAGAACAGAGUCCAAAGUCUUCAGCAACACCGGAAAGAAACCGACGACAAGGCCACGUGCAUCACCGAACGCAUCACUGCUCUUUUUAGGGACAUCAGGGAACAGAUGGAAGACCUAGAGAUGCGGGUCCGGAGUGAGAUCAACAGGCAAAAGAUGAAAGUCUCACUCCAAGUCUCCGAGCAAAUAGGGCAGCUGGAGAUAAAGGAGGCUGAGCUGACCAAUAAGAUCAGCCACAUGGAGGAACUAUGCGCCAUUACAGACCCGUUAAUUUUACUAAGGAAUCAGCAGGACAAUGAUGCCUGGCAUCCACUCAGCACAGGCGCCAGUAAAAUGAAUCAUGUAGGCCAUAUUGACGAUGCCCCCAUCUCUGUGGUUUUACACGUGGGGCUGAAACACUUUGCUGAUGUACUUCUAGAUCUGAAGGCCACUCGGCUCUUCCAUGCCCUGGAGACUUCCGCCAUUGUUCUGGACUUGAAAACGGCUUCUAAUAACAUUGCUGUAUCAAAGGACCUGAAAUCUGCUUGUUCUACCUCCAUCCACCAGCUCCGACCUGAUGGGCCAGAGAGAUUCGAGUCUAGUCAGGUACUAGGAAGCUACAGCUUCACCUCAGGCCAACACUACUGGGAGGUGGAUGUCAGUGAAGCGAAGGAGUGGAUAGUAGGAGUGGUCUGCCAGAGCAUGGAGAGGAAAAUAAUCGGCAACGAGUCCUUCCUGGGUUAUAAUGACAAGUCGUGGGCUUUAUACUUUCAGGAUCAUAUCGGAGCAUCUCAUAACAACCUACAGGAACUGGUCACUUCGUCCAUCCCAGUGCAGUCUAUUGGAGUUUAUCUCAAUUACGAGGCAGGGCUGCUGUCUUUCUAUCAGCUCUACCCCGUGCGGCACUUGCACUCCUUCACUACCACAUUCACUGAGCCUCUUUAUCCCGCUUUCUUUCUGUUUGAAGACUGCUGCAUCAGGGUUAUACACAGCCAGCAGCCAUAA